This is a messenger RNA of Pelobates cultripes (western spadefoot toad), 859 nucleotides long. The record is from the annotation of a GenBank genome assembly. Lineage: Eukaryota; Metazoa; Chordata; Amphibia; Anura; Pelobatidae.
AUGUACCCGGCCCGGGGGCGGAGUUCAUGGCGUCUGAACGAAUCCCUCAUAGAUAACGUAGACACGGCCACCAAAAUACGCAUAAAUAUACAAACGUUCUCUGAGAAUCACCAGACAGAUCCUUCACGCAUAGACACCAAAUGGUUGGCCCUCAAAGCUGUACUAAGAGGCCUUUUAAUCCAAGCAGGGUCGAUAAACAAACGGAAGGCUCACAACGAGACAGACGAAUUGCUCUCAUUACUUAACACACUAGAUAAGGCCAACAAACUAAGACCAACUAGAACACUGUCCCAACAGAUUGAAAAGACAAGAGAAAAGCUACACGCACUGUCUCUAACCAAUAUGGAAAGGCAGCUACGUAAACUAAAACUAACAUACUAUAUGCAAGGGAAUAAGGCGGGCAAAGUGCUUGCACAACGCCUAAAAUCCCGAUAUAUACAAUCAAAACUCCCAUACAUGACAACUGCCACAGUAACAAAAUGAUUUAACCCACAGGACAUAGUGGACGAACUGGCGAACUUCUACAAAGGUCUAUACAACCUCACACAAGACAAAUCACUGCACCAACCAUUAGAGACAGAAAUAGACACCUUUCUGAGUGCAGCGAAAUUGCCACGUCUGACUGCACACCAAAGCUCGACACUGACAGCUAAAUUCACAGAAGACGAAGUACGAAACACAGUACUCAAACUACCCAAACACAAAGCCCCGAGCCCGGAUGGGUUCCCUAACCGCUUCUACCACACAUUUGAAGCACAGCUCACACCAUACCUCACAGAUCUUUUCAACUUCUUUAGGGAAUCAGGAUCCAUACCGGAUGAGAUGUUGCUAGCCCAUAUUGUUACGCUCCCUAAGCCAG